This is a messenger RNA of Acinonyx jubatus (cheetah), 499 nucleotides long. Its product is annotated as histone H2A type 1-E. Gene Ontology annotation, molecular function: DNA binding; structural constituent of chromatin; protein heterodimerization activity. The record is from RefSeq and is a predicted model, not a curated record. Lineage: Eukaryota; Metazoa; Chordata; Mammalia; Carnivora; Felidae. Gene Ontology annotation, cellular component: nucleosome. The transcript has a single exon. Bases 42 to 434 code for a protein of 130 amino acids.
GUGCUCGUCUUGCCAAGUGCCACUAGAGUGUUCAGGUGGUCAUGUCCGGACGCGGGAAGCAGGGCGGCAAGGCUCGCGCCAAGGCCAAGACGCGCUCGUCGCGGGCCGGGCUGCAGUUCCCGGUGGGCCGCGUGCACCGCCUGCUCCGCAAGGGCAACUACGCCGAGCGGGUGGGGGCCGGCGCGCCGGUGUACCUGGCGGCCGUGCUGGAGUACCUGACGGCCGAGAUCCUGGAGCUGGCGGGCAACGCGGCCCGCGACAACAAGAAGACGCGCAUCAUCCCGCGCCACCUGCAGCUGGCCAUCCGCAACGACGAGGAGCUCAACAAGCUGCUGGGCCGCGUGACCAUCGCGCAGGGCGGCGUCCUGCCCAACAUCCAGGCCGUGCUGCUGCCCAAGAAGACCGAGAGCCACCACAAGGCCAAGGGGAAAUAGAAUCCUGGAUUAAGUUGCUACAACGCCUCCCGCAUAAACCAAAGGCUCUUUUAAGAGCCACCUAC